CAACGUCACUCGUGCACCGUCAUGUGGCCCUUACGUCAAUUACAUUUAGGUGAGCCUUCAAGGUCCUCAAGCAAUUAUUUGCACGAUAUCACUCGUCGAGUCCGUAAAUGUUACCUUUGCCUCUUGCAUUCUCAAUUGAAAGAGAGAAGAACUCCCUACAAUGUCCAGACUUUUCUUCUUACAAUCUUGGAUCGCCGAAAUGGCCGAUAGUGUUAGCAUGCACGGGGUCCCCUGGUACAACUUUACCAGCAAGACCUUAUUGAGGACCCUUGUCCUUUGUUUUUCGGUAUUUAUGGUUUGCUUCAUACCUUUCUUUAUCGUCAGUGAAGUGAUGAACUUCUCUCGAGAAACCAAGAUAUCCAAUUCAGUGGUCUUGAAAAAGGCGUCUAACUUGACAUUUCCGAACUUGACAUUGUGCCACCCAAAAUUCUUUAGCAGAGCGAAAAUGGAACGAUUUAACGUUAGCGAUGACCUUGCUAACUAUAUGGCCUUAGUUUUGGAUCCCGCGGUUGGGAGCUUUUAUUCGUUUUUGACAUCCCCUUCACGCCCCAUGCCUGGGUUUGCCGGAAAAGAAGACUUUGCCAAAAUGAAAGAUGAGUUGGAUCAAACCUUAGAGGAACACAAUCUGGACUUAUUACAACUCUUUUACGCAUUGGCUAUUGAUUGCGAUGGUUUUGUGGUCUAUUGUGAAAUAGGCCAAGACCGCUUGUUGGUCCGUGGAACGACCAACUCUCCACAUGUUCGCUUUUGUUGUGGAUCCUUUUUCAAUACCAAACCAACCUUUACCAACGCGGGCGUUUGCUAUACCAGUAAUGCUACCAUUGUAGGAAAGCAAGCCUCCUUCCAGGAUAGAAUCAAAGUUUGGGUAUCCAUGAACUAUAGAGAUACGCCAGAGUUUAAAAUGAAAUGGAAGGGGUCAGAUGCAGUGGAACGUCAUGGAUUAGUUUGGACACUCACAUACUUAGACAAUCCAGCUGUGCUAUUGAGUCAUGAUCUACACAGAAGCCAAACUGGGAUAACGACUUUGAUUGGGAUCAGAAGGGUCGAGACCGAUCGAUCCGACUUAAACUCGAUGAAUUCAUGUUUGGACUUCAAUGCCACAUUUGUCGAACUCUCUGGCAACCCAAGAACAAAGUACAAUUGCCAAGGCCUCUCAUCCCACUUCCGCCACCAGAACUGUUCAAUCGGAAAUUACUUUGGAUAUAAACCAUGGCCAGGAUUAAGACCCUGCAAGCCGGAUGACGUCAUUUCCAACCCAACCAUUGAUUUCUCCGAAUCAGUCAAUCAGAAUUCAAAUUGUUUCGAGGAAUGCCACAAAGUGUCUCACAAAUCUUCAGUGACCACUUCCGAGAUCGAUAUCAAUGCUUUUGACAAAAACAUCCACGUUGCCAACGAUCCAAACCAAAACAGCUUCACUGCUGGUGGAAAUGAGUCCUGUGGAAUAGUGGUAUAUUUCGAAUCAUUCGAUUAUCAAGUCAACGUCAUGACCCGAAGAACAUAUUUAGAUCUUUUCUCCCAAAUUGGAGGAACGAUUGGUUUGGCCAUUGGAGCUUCGAUGAUCACUUUGUUUGAGUUGACUUAUUUCUUCGGCAAGCUUCUCAAUAUUGUGUUCAAACAAUGCUUUGGGAGCUAUGACAAAGCGAGGGACGUACAACUCGGUGCCAAUCGAGUGAAGAGUGUUACCAAAUAAUUGAUAAACACUAGGUUUUGAUUUGGAUUUAGAAGUGGAAAAUAAAAAUGAAAACUGUUCAAUCGUUGGGAAUUCGCUCGAAGAAAAGUCAUUAAUUUCAGAUAAAUAUGGACAUGAACCAUUCAAAUAUAUUGCGCGAAUGCAUGAUGUCAGCCACUAGAGUAAGGAAUUUCAUCGACUAGCUCCCAGAUUACAAGGUUUUAGCUACCUUAACCACGCAAAGUCCCUCGAUAGCUUGGGUCAUCCGACCUGUAUGAUCAAUACCAUUAUUACACAAUUCACUUUCUUUUUAAUAUCUUUUGUUCUCUCAGACCUUAAAUACACUGCCUCACUGAUACGGACUUCAUUGCCUAUCGGAAUUUUUUUACGG
Tigriopus californicus is the source of this 2060-nucleotide messenger RNA. RefSeq lists its product as uncharacterized. Gene Ontology annotation, biological process: sodium ion transmembrane transport. The record is from RefSeq and is a predicted model, not a curated record. Gene Ontology annotation, cellular component: membrane. NCBI's taxonomy places the organism in Eukaryota, Metazoa, Arthropoda, Copepoda, Harpacticoida, Harpacticidae. Bases 161 to 1690 code for a protein of 509 amino acids. Gene Ontology annotation, molecular function: ligand-gated sodium channel activity. The transcript has 9 exons.